AUGUCACGACUUCUUCUACGAGCCAAUACGGUAUCUCACCGUUUCCGUGAGUUUAUUUGGGCAUGGGAUGGCAAGGGUGUCAGAUGUCAAGCUAAGAACACUAAGCAUGGUGCCACGUCUUCCGUUUUUGGGAUGUCGAAGUCUUUUUCGUCCUUUGUUGCUUCUUUAAGUUUUAAUCAUGCGUACAUUGAAAAGAGAAAUGCAAAUCGCUGUGGGAAAACGACAGGAGAAGGAAUGAAAAGGGGGUGGGAGUCGUUUUCAAGUAAAAUGUUCAAUGAUGGUAUUGGUGGAUUUAUUGCUGGUGUCGGGAAAGAGGUAGUUGGUGCAAUUGAUUUAUUUGGUAAGACUUCCGAAGGCAAAGGGUCGAGUACCAACACAAAAAGAUUCUGA
Molecule: messenger RNA, 390 nt
Organism: Entamoeba invadens IP1
Lineage: Eukaryota; Evosea; Mastigamoebida; Endamoebidae
Exons: 2
Coding region: 1-390 (129 amino acids)
Source: RefSeq, a predicted model, not a curated record